AUCACAAGACUAUAAAUCAAGAACCAAGAAAAACCGAUUUCAACACCGAACCUUAAGAUCAUACAAACACAAGAGACAGAGAGAGGGAAGAUAGUGAUCAUGGCAGAAAACAGAGUGACCCUUCAUGGGAUGUGGGCAAGCGCUUACAGCAAAAGGGUGGAGCUUGGGCUGAGAGUGAAGGGGAUCGAGUACGCGUAUGUUGAGGAAGAUUUGAUGAACAACAAGAGCCCGUUGCUGAUCCAGUAUAACCCGGUCCACAAGAAAGUUCCUGUUCUGGUUCACAAUGGGAAGCCCAUUGCUGAAUCUCUAGUCAUUCUUGAAUACAUCGAUGAGACGUGGAAGGACGGUCAUCGGCUACUGCCAGAAGAUCCCUACGAGAGAGCCAAAGUCAGGUUCUGGGCUAACUUUCUGCAGCAGCUGUUCGACACCGUGCUUUUAGCUCUCAAAUCUGAAGGCGACGCACAGGAGAAAGCUGGUGAACAAGUUCAUGAGAAACUGAAGCUGCUGGAAGAAGGACUGAAGGGCUGCUUCCCAGGAGGCUUCCCGAGCAUAACAGGAGAGAGCGAGCACAUGGGACUCCUCGACAUUGUCAUGUGCUCAAUAUUUGGUCCCCAUAAAAUUCAGGAACAAGUCUUCGGUGUGAAAUUCAUUGACACAGAAAAGUAUCCGCUCGUGUCCUCCUGGGUGAAGUCCUUGACUGAGGUGCCCCUGGUGAAAGAGUUACUUCCUCCUCAUGAGAAGCUCGUCGGUUUUCUUCGGUUUAUCAGAGAGAGAGCCCUCAAGGCCUGAGAAGCUUUAUGUCAUUUGUACUCAAGCAUAUAGAAGUGUAUCGCCUGCUUUAGAAUAAGAACGGGAACUCGGUAUUUAUCGCCUGUUCUUCGUCAUUGUAUUUCCUCGAUGUAGUUCCUGUAGUGCUUUGUGUUUUGUGGAAUAAUGGUAUCAAAACAAAGUUGGUGUUUGUGUCCUC
Messenger RNA from Punica granatum (pomegranate), 967 nucleotides. The record is from RefSeq and is a predicted model, not a curated record. NCBI's taxonomy places the organism in Eukaryota, Viridiplantae, Streptophyta, Magnoliopsida, Myrtales, Lythraceae.